Molecule: messenger RNA, 2252 nt
Organism: Rhagoletis zephyria (snowberry fruit fly)
Lineage: Eukaryota; Metazoa; Arthropoda; Insecta; Diptera; Tephritidae
Product: sodium-coupled monocarboxylate transporter 1
Biological process (GO): sodium ion transport; transmembrane transport
Cellular component (GO): membrane
Molecular function (GO): symporter activity
Source: RefSeq, a predicted model, not a curated record
AUGGCAAAACAGCUGCGCACACUUGGCUGGGACUACUUCAUGUUCGUGGCCUUCGUUUUGAUCACCGUCUUCGGUCCACUAUGGAAACGGAUUUUUGGAAAGAAAAAGCAACGUAGUAAGGCUGAUUAUGUCUUUGCCACAGGCGGCAUAUCAAUUGUGGCAAUUAUGCUAUCAAUCGCACGCGGCACGCUGGGUGUGCGAACAGUGUUGGGUUACCCCAGUGAGCUGUUCUACCGCGGCUCGGCAAUGUGGGAGAUUAUCUACGGCAUGGUCAGUGCGUAUCCCAUUGUGUGCUUCGUUUUUGUGCCAGUUUAUUUUAAUUUGGGCAUAACGUCCGUCUACCAGUACAUAGAUUUAAGAUUUAAGAGUCGGCUGGUGCGCUGCCUCGCCUCUGCCACAUACAUUGUGCGGCAAAUUUGCUCCCUUGGCAUUACCGUUUACACUCCCAGUGUCGCGUUGUCGACCGUAAUUGGCAUUCCCUAUUGGGCAUCCAUUGUGGGCAUGGCUGUGAUUUGCAUAUUUUUCACUAUCAUGGGUGGUCUGAAAGCGGCCAUUAACGCAGAUGUCAUACAAACUGUAACGGUAAUUUUAGUCACAUUAGCCGUCAUUGUGAAGGGUCUCAUAGCAAGUGGCGGUGCUAAACACGUUUACGAAGUGAAUCGGGAUAAUGAUCGUUUACAAUUCUUCAACUUCAGCGGCGACAUGACUGUGCGAGUAGAUACGCUGUCCGCCUGGCUAGGUCAGUUGUUCAUGUCGUUGUCUCAGUUUGGCUGCCAGCAGAACUUCAUGCAGCGUUACGUAUCGCUGAAAUCCAUGAGUCAGGUGCGAAGAGUCAUGAUGACAAAUAUUCCCAUAAUCUUUGUGUUCUUUUCACUAUCGUGGCUGUCGGGUAUGGUGAUAUAUGCUACCUAUGUGAACUGUGAUCCCUACGCUGAGGGCUACAUAAGCAAACCAGAUGAAAUUUUACCCUUCUUUGUGGAGGAUCAGUUGGCGGUGAUACCCGGCUUCGUUGGCAUUUUUAUGGCAAUGCUGUUCAAUGGUGCAUUGUGCAUGAUGGUCUCAAAUUUAAAUUCAUUAGCCACAGUUUGCUGGGAAGAUUUUAUAUCGCAGUUGCCACAAUUCAAGGGACUAAGCGACAAGCAACAGCUUUUCAUCCUUAAAGUCAUAACCGUCAUUUGCGGAUUAAUUAUAAUGGGAGUCGCUUUCGGCGUAGGCCUGCUAUCGGGAGUAAUUGAGUCUUCAUUACUAGCAUUUUCGGCAACAUCCGGCCCAUUAUUGGGCUGCUUCAUAUUGGCCAUGCUUGUGCCGAUUGCCAAUUGGAAGGGCACCUCUGCUGGUAUGAUUUCGUCGUGCGCGUUCGUGAUCUGGAUCAUCACUGGCAGCGCUACAUUGGACAAGAGCGGUCAGAAUAUUUUUCUGCCUACAUCAACAGAGGGCUGCACCAACACCACUUUCUCGCAGUCCAUCAUUAAACCCAAAGAACUUGCUGCGUCGUGGUUAGCUUCGCAUUCGCUCGUCAACGAGACUUCAGCUAUGCAACUAACCCUCAUGGCACCUGAACGCACUCCGAUGGAGACUUUCUACUCUGUCAGUUACAUGUACUACAGUUUACUUGGAGCAGUCAUUGCUGUUGGUGUCGGCGUUAUAAUCAGUUACCUUACACGUGAUCCCAAGGACGCCUACGAUGCGAAGCUCUUACAUCCUAUGGUAUUGAGAUGGUGUGAACGUUUCCCCGGCGAAAAGCCCUAUAUAAUUGGCGAAGCUACCAGCGAUUUGACAUCGGGGGAGAAAGAAAAAGGCACCAAAGUCAACCAUGCCUUUGAUGUACAAACCGAAGCCAAUAUCAUCAUUGGCACAAGUAAUGAAAAACAGAAGCACAAUCCCAUCGAAGUCGUCUUUACUAAAGGGCAAAAUGAUAAGAAAACCGAAAUGCCAGUUGAGCGCAGUAUAACCACCGGUAACCUGGCAAAGGAGGCUGAACUGGAUACGCCACCAAGUGGUGGCGAGAAUGGCACCUACCGCCAGUUUAAAGAAAAGGAAUCGGUGUGAUUCGUAUAUACUAUUAUGUACAUAAUACGUAUGUACGUCAUACGAAGAAAGACCUGGAAUUUAUUGAUAUUCACUAUAUGGCGACUUAUGCAAAUUUACUUAAUAAUAAAUAAAAAAUGUUGGACUUUCGCUAAACAAACUAGUAGUAUACAAAUACAAAUUUUAGUGCUAAGUAGUAAUGGCUAAGUCUGAAAGUUAAAAAU